CUUGCAACCGUUUUCAAAAAUGCUUAUGAGAAUGUUGACUACAAACAGAUCUACUAACCUUAAUAAAUCCGCGUCACUAAAAUAGUGUGACUUUUCGUUAGUUAAAAACACUUCAUGCUUAACGUGCCUGUUUGCAUUAAAAAUUUAUUUUUUACUUGUGGUUUGUGUGACGAACAGUUUUGUUUGGCGGACGAUACAGAAUCCUGUAAAAAUGAAGAUGUUGAUCAGAAAUCGUCAUCAUUCUAUACAAAAGCAAAAAAUGAAAGAUAUCAGAAAUAUCUCACUGCAAUUAAAGAUGCAGAAGAAAACUAUAAAGAAUGCAAUAAUACAAAACAUGAGUGCUUUAAAGAUGUCAUCAUACGGGACUUAAAACCUUUUAAAAAAAAGGGUAUAAGCGAAGAAUUGAUAGAAGCUGCUAAAACUAGAGGAACAUUCUAUCAAAUAAUUGGAGGUAAAUUAUAUAGAGAUAAAGACUGUUCGUUUCCAAGUAGAUGUGCUGGAAUCGAACAUUUUCUACUAAAAGUAAUUGGUAAUUUAUCAGAUAUGGAUUUAGUAAUAAACACCAGAGAUUAUCCUCAAUCCGGUGAAUAUUUUGGAAAUGCUCUGCCUGUUUUUUCAUUUAGUAAGACACCACAAUAUUAUGAUAUUAUGUAUCCAGCAUGGGCAUUUUGGGAAGGUGGUCCAGCUAUCUUAUUAUAUCCUCGAGGUCUUGGCAGAUGGGAUCAACAUCGAAAAUCUUUAAAUAAGGCAAGCUUGGAAACCCCAUGGGAAAAGAAAAAAAGUGAAGGGUUCUUUCGUGGUUCUAGAACAAGUUCAGAACGCGAUAACUUAGUUUUACUAAGCCGUAAUAAACCUCAUAUCGUAGAUGCUCAAUAUACUAAAAACCAGGCGUGGAAAUCUGAUAAGGAUACUUUGCAUAGAGCACCAGCAUCAGAGGUAUCUUUGGAAUCACAUUGUACAUACAAAUAUUUAUUUAAUUACCGAGGUGUGGCAGCUUCAUUUCGACACAAACAUCUGUUUCUAUGUCGAUCGUUAGUCUUUCAUGUCGGUGACGAAUGGACUGAAUUCUAUUACUAUGCCAUGAAACCAUGGAUUCAUUACAUACCUGUUUCUAAAGAUGCAUCCCAAGAAGAGUUGGAGGAUUUGAUUGAAUUUGCAAGACAUAAUGAUGAUUUAGUGAAAAAAAUUGCCUAUCGCGGAAGAGAUUUUAUAUGGAACAAUUUGCAAAUGUCGGAUAUUACAUAUUUUUGGAAACGGCUUCUUAAAAAUUAUAGUAAACUUUUGACUUAUCAACCAACAUUAAAGAAAAAUCUGAUACAUAUUCAAAAAACUUAGUGUGUGAAUGAUAUUAUAAUAAUCUUAUACAACUAAUAUUUUCCAUUAGAUAAGACAAUACCAUUCCAUUAGAUAAGACAAGACAGUAUUAUAUGAAAAUAAAAUUAUGUUGUAAAAUUUAUAAACAAUCUUAUUAAUUAUAAGAUUUAGUAUCCAAUGUUUUAUUCUUAAGGACUUUGCACACAUAGUAUGACUAUUUACAUAUUGUUAAUAUUAGUUGUAAUAAUAGUUGUAUAUAAAAUUAUAAAGUAUAUUAUCAGGGAAACUGUAAUGGAAACGUUUAUAGAUAUUUAUACAUUUAUGAAUCACACACAAACACACACAUGUGCAAACAAGAUACUAAAUAGAAACAAUAUACAAAAUUAUUUUGUGUUAUACAUAAUAUAUUUUAGGGUUCACGUUUGAUAAAAAGAUCUAUAAUACUCACGUGACACUUUCAUAAAUCAGCAAACAUUGCUACAUAUCGCAAUGUAUCCUAAUAUUCUUCGUUCACUUUAUAAUUUAAUCGAACAAUCAAUACAAAAAUCAGUAAGUACUUUUCACAUUUAAAAUCUCUAAAAAUAAUGAAUAAAUAAAUAACCAAAUAAAUAAUACCAAUAAACAAACAGUGUUGAAGUCCCUGCAUUACGUCACUGUGUGAAAUAUGUCGCAAAGAUUCACACGUUUUAGUAACUUUUAUUUUUACAACGUGUUCAGCCAUGCAAGUCAUUUUCAAGCGAUGCGUUCACAUAACAUACAGUUUAACAGUUAACUGGCAGGAACAGUAGUGCUCGUCGUAAUUCUCUAUUAUAUACUUAAUUAACACUAGUUCGAGUCGCGUUAAUGAUCUGAUAAUUUGAUGUGCAACUUUUACGUAUUUGGUACGACAAAUCAGUUCUGUUACUUUCUUGCACUUUUCGCACGCGUCUAUUUCUGAUUACCGUCUUCGUCAAAUCUCGGAACGUAGCAUAUACUCGAUGAAUUCGCGCUUCGUCGAACGGAUGAGGAUAAGAGAAUGUGGUUUUACGUAGUUAUGACGAAUUUCGUGAUGACCGUCAUGAAAAACAACUUGCAACGUUCUUUUCGAUGAAUUUGACAAACUCGCGAGUGCAUCGGAUUUCGUAUUGGUGUGAAUAGCCAUUUUUUCCUUGUAGAAUUCACAUUGUAAAAGCGCGCGCAUUUUCUCAAGUGGCGGUAAAAUCCGCGCACAGUGAUUGGACGGUAUAUCCUGAAACGCGCGAAAUAGCGAGGAUCAAACGCGAAAGUGCCAGUCGUUAGAUGUCACUACAAUUGUAAUUUGUCAUCAUUGUUUGAAACUUUAUUUCGUUUUCGUACGCGUGAAUAAAUUAAGGAUUGGCACGUAACACCGGUCGAUGGAUCAUGCCAUCUUGAUCACUCACUUUUUCCUGAAUUUGGGAUGUGACAUUGUCGGGAUACAACGUCUGGAAAAGAUUACAUCAAACUUGAGAAAACAUCAUCCUGUGGCAAAAUUUUAGCUGCACUUAAUAUAUUACAUCUAACUUGAGACUGCAGAGGAAGAUCUUGUGACAAAAUGUUCGCUGCGUCAAAUAUGUAAGUAACAAAAUAUAAAUUAUUUUGUAGACUUUUAAGUAAAACGCAUCUAUGAAAGGAAACAUAGAGAGUGUCGAUAGAAAAACUUAUUAAGAACUUCGUGCAUUUUCUUUUUAAACCCCGCUAAUGAAUUGUGUGACAAAAAAACAGAAAGAUUGUGCAACUUAAAACCAGUGCAUGCUACGUUUUCAGAAAUCUAAAUUUCGAUAGACACACGAAAAAUCUGAGAUAAAGUAUUCGUGCAGCAAGAAUGUUUGUAUGAGAGAAGACAAAUUAACAUUGUGCAUGUGAAAAGUAGGUUCGGAAGUAAAACAUAAAAAAAAAAAGAAUUAAAAAAAACGCAUAAAAAUUAGAAUUGAAGGGUUAGAGGGGGGACUUUCCGUGAGAGUCAGUAUAUUGUUAAAAGGAACAAGUUGAAACCACGUUUUUAUGCUACAUUAAGUUCCAAACAACGCAACUGUCAGUGACAGUGAUUCCUCAUGCACCUCCUCGUUUCGUGUACAGGUGCGCGCGUGUAAUCUGUGCGUGUAAUGUGUGCAUAGAUUUAAUUAGAAUAAGUACAUGUUAGUGCAGUAUUAUUGGUAAAAACAUGUAACUUUGAUAUCAUUAUCACAUAUGUGUUGAUUAAGUUUAAAAAGUGAUGAUGCAAGACACAGAGAAAGGUUUAGCCACACAAAUGGUGCAUAUAUAUAUAUAAUAUUUUACUUCUAUGAAUAAAAAAAAUGGAAACAAAAAUUACAUCGGCUUCCGGCAGACGGAAGAGCGAAAACAGAGAUAGAUAUGCAAAG
Messenger RNA from Linepithema humile (Argentine ant), 3674 nucleotides. Its product is annotated as O-glucosyltransferase rumi homolog. The record is from RefSeq and is a predicted model, not a curated record. Lineage: Eukaryota; Metazoa; Arthropoda; Insecta; Hymenoptera; Formicidae. Gene Ontology annotation, biological process: protein O-linked glycosylation; positive regulation of Notch signaling pathway. Gene Ontology annotation, molecular function: UDP-glucosyltransferase activity; UDP-xylosyltransferase activity. Gene Ontology annotation, cellular component: endomembrane system.